Molecule: messenger RNA, 1283 nt
Organism: Lingula anatina
Lineage: Eukaryota; Metazoa; Brachiopoda; Lingulata; Lingulida; Lingulidae
Source: RefSeq, a predicted model, not a curated record
AGUGGGAGGAGCAGACAGAGAUAGAGAAUGGAAGCACGAUAUGUUUGAGAAAAUGAAAGAGGAUGAACAGAAACCAUCUAGCACCACAGAGAACCCAGUGUCAUCACAAUCAUAGGUGGCAUUGCUGCACAUGACAAGACCAACAAACAAUCUGCAGGUGUGGUCCACCACAAUAUUGGCUAACUUAGGCUGAUAACAGUCACCUCUUUCCCGAAAGCAUUUUUCGUAGGUUUUGCUUAUAAUACAGUUGUAGAGGGCACUAUACUGCAUGAGGAAAUGAUCACAUUGUUGCAUGGAUAUUUGGAGAGAAAAAUGGAGAAAAUUAUUUGUGUUGUGAAGUGAAUUUCGUAAGGUAUAAUAAAUAUCAGAUGUAGAUGGAACUGCCAUGCAAGAUGAGAUGGACUGGUAACUGUGUGCUCAUUCAAGAUGGAAAAAAGUCAGCUCUGAAAGUAUGGGAAAAGUGAUCAAAUUUUAUGUUGUUUGUUUGUGGCUAUUUACAAACAAAACAUGGCAAAUAACCAAAUAUUUGGAUAUUCACAGGUGAUGUUUCAACAUUGUCCUGAAUAUUUUAUUUUUGCUUCUUAUAAAAAGUUGUCUGUCUUCUUGGUAAAUUUUUUUAUUAACCGAGGAGUGCAAAGAUAUUGUGCAGUUAGCCAAAAUGAUUUUUUUCGUUUAGAAUAUGAAGCAUAUUUGUCAGACAUAUGUGUCCCAUUUGUCGAUAUAAUAUUAUGGCAAAUAAAAAGAAUAGAAGAUCAGUUGUGUAAGUUUUAUUUGGAGUUAAAGAUGUACUUUCGUCAUUGCAAUUACAUAAUUGGAAUCUGUUAAGUAGCUUUUUAAGGUUUUAAUCACCUUGAUGUCACUAUGUCAGAAAAAUGGGGCUCAUUUUUUUUCAAGUGACUGAAAUGUGACCCUGUCAAAGUUAAUUUUUAAUUAACAGAAGAUUUAUCUCAGAAUCUUUUAGUCAACAUUUUCCCAUAAAUAACACUUGUCAUCUUUCAAAUAAAAUAAUAAAAUACAAACAUCCACACAUUUUGUAUUGUACAAAAAUAGUUUAUUAUAAAUAUUGACAUUUUUUUGUCUAUCCAGUAUGGUUGUACAGCUAUAUACAAUAGUUUGUCAUGUUUGAGGUAUGUACAAAAGUAUAGAGAGAACCCAUUACAUCAACAACAAUCUUUGUGGGUAUGGUGUUGCAAUUUGUAUAAAACUUAACAAUGGACGUUUGAGAUUUCAUAAAUAAAUAAGCGGCUAAAUAUUUCAAUAGAGAGGCAUAUAUGUGGCAUCAC